Triticum aestivum (bread wheat) is the source of this 876-nucleotide messenger RNA. RefSeq names its product PRA1 family protein A1. Bases 69 to 683 code for a protein of 204 amino acids. The transcript has 7 exons. Gene Ontology annotation, cellular component: membrane. Lineage: Eukaryota; Viridiplantae; Streptophyta; Magnoliopsida; Poales; Poaceae. The record is from RefSeq and is a predicted model, not a curated record.
GCUCGCCGAAUUUGAACCAAGCGUUCCCGUUAGGGUCUGGACUUCGUGGUCGGCGGCGAGCGGCGGCGAUGGACGGCAGACCCGCGACGGCGGAUGACGUGGUGGAGGCGAUGCGGGAGUUUGUCUGGUUUCCGCCGCCGCGCCCCUCCUCCGAGUUCUUCUCCCGCUUCAGCGCCCCGCGGUCUUGCUCCAAGUGGAUCAGCCGCCUCGAGUGCAACCUCUACUACUACGGGACCAACUACUUCAUCUUGAUCAUAUUGAUAGGGAUGAGCUUCCUUCAGAAACCAGUUGCCAUACUUACAGCUUUUGCAACUGGCCUCAGCAUUGCAUUUUUCAGUGACAGUUUUGCAGUUACUUCCACCGACAAGGUUAUAAGCAUUGUCAGAAAAUUUUCACCGGAUUUAGCGGCCAAGAUGAGACCGUACAUAAACUCUGUCCGUCAUGGCCGACCAAGUAUAAAAGGAUCAACUCAUAUUUGUGGCCGACCUUUGUCUAUGUGGGUCUUUGCCCUGUUCCUUUUUGAAGUUAGCUGCAUUUUCUGGGUGAGCUCCUGCAAUUUCCUGAUAGUUCCGUGGGCACUAUACGUUGGUCUACUCGUAACCUUGAUUCAUGCCAGCUUCAGAGAACGUAAUCUGAAAGGUCGUCUCAACAGAUUCAGGAAGGAAUUUCGAGAAGCAUGGUGAAAUUUCAGCGAAGCCGUAACCGUCUCUACCGGUUCGUAAAUCGUACCAUGGGAGCUCCUUUGUGGGUAUCUUGGCUCCUGUAUAGUUGAAAGUUGAAUCUGUUGCAUGUUAUAGAUGUGAAGUGAGCAUCAUUGCAGAGUUAUGCUUGGAAAGUAGUCAGAUGCACCAGGGCGCCAUCCUCUGUUAUGUUUUU